UGGAUCCUGUUGUCAUUUCUUUCCAAAACAUAUCCUGAUUGUUCUUUAAGUCAUGGUCUCCAUUGCCAGGGUGGUCCUUGGUGUCUGUGGACUGGCCAUCGUUGUUGUUCUCAUCACGGUGCCCACUGUCAUUUAUUUGAAGGAGGAGCAGGAUGUAACCGAAGACAGGGCAUCCUUUACAUUGAUGGAUGUCUUCAACAGUUCCCUCAAACCCAGGACUUACAGCAUGAAGUGGAUCUCAGACGACGAGUAUCUACAGAAGCGACAAGGCUCCGUCUAUCUCUAUAAUGUGGCCACAGGAGAGUCCUCCAUGUUCAUCAGCAGAGACCAAUUUAAUGAAAAAGGUGCUACUGACUACCAGCUUUCCGCUAACCGCAGAUAUGUGGCAUUUAUGAGCAACCACACCAAGCUUUGGAGGCAUUCAUUUAUGGCUUCAUAUUCAAUCUACGAUCGGACUUUGGACAAAUUCUUGGAAGAUUCUGACCUUGCUCAAGAAGUCCAGUAUUUGGCAUGGGCUCCUGAAGGCAACAAACUGGCUUUUGUUUUGGAAAACAAUGUGUACAUAAAGACCAGCCCAGAUUCACGGGUCCAGCAAGUUACAUUUAAUGGCAAGGAGAACCACAUUUUAAAUGGAAUUCCAGAUUGGGUGUAUGAAGAGGAGAUGUUCUCCUCCAACCAGGGACUCUGGUGGUCCCCGGGAGGAAAAUAUGUGUCCUACGUCGAAUUCAACGAUACAGAGGUCCCUUUUGUAGAAUACCCCUGGUAUGGGGAUAGUCAGUACCCCAGUACGGUUUCCAUCCCAUAUCCAAAGGCAGGUUCCCCCAACCCAGUCGUGAGACUAUUUGUUGUAGACACAGACAAUACAACCCAUAUUAGCGAAGUUCACGUUCCAGAACUCUUCCGCUCAAGCGAUCAUUACUUAGCCACCGUGACCUGGGGAACAGACCAGCGCCUUGCUGUCCAGUGGCUAAAGAGGGUCCAGAAUCACCUUAUCCUUCAGAUCUACGACUUCAAUGGCUCCACUUGGCUCCCAGUUGAGCAUCUGGACGUGCAAAGCCCCUCUGGCUGGAUUGGACGGUUUUCUCCACCAGAUCCAGUUUUUGCUGCAGAUAGGAAGAGCUUUUAUUUGCUGAUGAGUGACACUAAAGGCUACAAACACAUCCAUCAUGUAGUUGAGGGCAACGCCACAGCGAUCACCGCAGGAGAAUGGGAAGUUAUUGGCAUUCAAAAAGUAACUGCAGAUACUGUUUAUUACUCCAGCAACCAAGAGGGUGGAAAACCCGGAGGAAGGAACGUUUACAGGUGGACCAAGGAAGAGGUCCAGUGUCUGACGUGCAAUUUAAGCAGGGACAACUGCCAGUCUAACUCUGCUUAUUUCAGUCACAAUGCAUCAUUUUACCUCAUGAGCUGCAGAGGUCCUGGUGUCCCUUACAGUUCACUUGUGGAUAACCGGGAUGGCACUGAGCUGAAGCGUUUGGAGGAUAACAAGGAAUUCAUCCAGCUGAUAUCUCACAUCCAAAUGCCAACCAUGCGUCGCGGCACUGUCAAGGUUGCUGGAUACAAUCUCUGGUACCAAAUGUUUUUGCCACCAGGCUUUGAUGAGUCUAAGAAGUACCCUUUAUUGCUGGAUGUGUAUGCUGGUCCCUGCAGCCAGAAGGUUGACUUUCUCUACAGGGUGAGCUGGUCCACCUACCUGGCCAGCGAGGAGAAAGUCAUCGUGGCCAGCUUCGAUGGUAGAGGCAGUGGUUACCAAGGUGACAAGCUAAUGCACGAAAUCUAUAAACAUCUGGGAACCUAUGAGGUGGAAGAUCAGAUAAGGGCAGCCAGGGAAUUCAUCAAAAUGGGAUUUAUUGACAAAGAAAGAGUUGCCAUAUGGGGAUGGUCUUAUGGCGGCUAUGUGGCAUCCAUGGCUUUGGGAUCUGGAAGCGGUGUCUUUAAAUGUGGGAUGGCAGUUGCUCCAGUCUCCAAAUGGGAAUAUUAUGAUUCCAUCUACACCGAGAGGUACAUGUUGACGCCAGCUGACAAUCCUGUGGCCUACUCAAAUUCAACAGUAACUGCACGGGCCAAGAACUUCCAUUCAGUGCAGUAUCUUCUAGUUCAUGGAACAGCUGAUGACAACGUUCAUUUCCAGCAAGCAGCUGAGAUAUCAGAAGCUUUGGUAGAAGAGCAGGUGGACUUUGAAGCUAUGUGGUACACAGACAAGGACCACGGGCUGGGUGGUCCUGCUAAUCAGCAUGUCUACACCCACAUGAGUCACUUCCUACAAAGGUGCUUUGCAUGAAGUCCUCGGAUCAACGCAACUCCUGUACCUUACGCAUAAAGCAGAUUGUAUACUGUAUGUGCAACAAGGCUCAGUCUAUAAUGUCAUGGUAAUGAUGAAUAGUCAUCACUAUAGUCAUGCUCUACAUUUACAUAUCGCUCGAACAAAACCAAUUUUAGCAACAUUUUGCAAAUCACAAACUUCACAUCCCAGCAAGCACAAGAUGCUGAAAACUUGUUGAAUUAGAUUCUGGCGUUGAGCAACUCAAACUUAACGCUGGAACAUCAUGCUUUUUACUGACGUGUAAUCAAUGUAGGGUACUGACGUUGAUAUUACCAUUAAAUUGUGGUAAUUUCUCAACCAACAACGUGGCACCAACGUUAGACAACUUUGUCUCAAUUUAAAAAUACAACUUUUUUUACAACGUUGCUUCUAAGUCAUUUUUAAAGGGCAUUACACUGACUUGAUUCCUACCACAAACAAUGACGCUUUACCUUAAAGUCUAACUUCCUGUCACUUCUUGAUGAAUUUAUGACAACACUUUUGGACAAUCUGAAACGUGGAGGCAGGAUCUGGUUUGUAUUGGCUUGAGUCUUUCUAAAGACAUGUCUAUCAUUGAGAGCACACAACCAGCCAUACACACACGGUUAUUAGAAAAUAUCAAUAUUCAUCAUGCAUCAUUUGUGACAAACUGUCUUAUUUAGUGUCAAACAUGUACACAAGUUAGAAAUAUUUUGUUUUCUUAACUUGGACAUAAAAAGUUGAUUAACACCAAUAAAUGUUUUUUCCUGGGGUGUGUAAAAAUGUCAGUUAUAACGU
Entelurus aequoreus (snake pipefish) is the source of this 3079-nucleotide messenger RNA. Its product is annotated as dipeptidyl peptidase 4-like. The transcript has 26 exons. Gene Ontology annotation, molecular function: serine-type endopeptidase activity; dipeptidyl-peptidase activity. NCBI's taxonomy places the organism in Eukaryota, Metazoa, Chordata, Actinopteri, Syngnathiformes, Syngnathidae. Bases 53 to 2281 code for a protein of 742 amino acids. The record is from RefSeq and is a predicted model, not a curated record. Gene Ontology annotation, biological process: proteolysis.